This is a messenger RNA of Brassica napus (rape), 4893 nucleotides long. RefSeq names its product E3 ubiquitin-protein ligase RHA2A-like. The coding region runs from base 335 to 796 and encodes 153 amino acids. Gene Ontology annotation, molecular function: ubiquitin protein ligase activity. The record is from RefSeq and is a predicted model, not a curated record. The transcript has 2 exons. Gene Ontology annotation, biological process: protein ubiquitination. Lineage: Eukaryota; Viridiplantae; Streptophyta; Magnoliopsida; Brassicales; Brassicaceae.
AUACGUGUUUUAAUUAGAUAAUAAUAAUCAUCGGAGUGGUAAGAAAAUGAUAGAUACAGCUGUAGUUACACAAUGAUAUGAGAAAUCUUGUUACAAUCCUAAUUAUUAGGUGAAAUAUAUAUUAAAUCUAACAUAAUCAAACGCUUUCCUACCAUAGCUUAUAAUUUAAUUUGUGUUAUUUAGUAGAAACUUAAAAUCUUAAAAACAAGUUUGUAAUAUUACCGAUUGAACCAUUUAUCGAUGAAUUAAAAAAGGGGUGAAUAGGUUUAAGCCAAGAAAGCUAUAUAUAUAUACUGGAAAUGAGCUAAGCAAAUGAUACGAAGAAGAAAAGAAGAUGGGGCUACAAGGUCAGCUCAGCGACGUCUCUUCCGAUUCACUCCCUCUCAUGCUCCUCUCUCUCCUCGCCGUAUUCCUCAGCCGUCUCCGCUCUUUCCUCCUCCCUCCCUGCGAUUCCGCUUCUAAUCUCCCCCUCGACGACGGCUCCAUCAUAGCCUCGGGACUCGCCAACACAAUCGUCCUCGCCGAUCAGCUGAGCCUGAACCGGCUCUCCUCGUACCGGAGCGCAGGCGAAGACGGUUCAGACUGCGUCGUGUGUCUGUCGAAGCUGCAUGAAGGAGAGGAGGUGAGGAAGCUGGAGUGUGGACACGUGUUCCACAAGCGGUGCUUAGAGGGAUGGCUUCACCAUCUCAAUUUCACGUGUCCUUUAUGUAGAUGGGCUUUGGUCGCUGAUUGUUGCGUUUCCCGAACGCAGCGGCGCGUUGGGAGGGAUUUGAUCUCGUGCUUCUCUCUCCAUUAAUUCAGGCGUGUGACCGGAUCGGAAGAUUUCAAUCCAACGGCGGUAAUUCACCCAUCUUUAAUUGUCCUUUAUAUAUAUGAAUUAUUUAGAAGAAAAAAAGAGAGGUAGUAUCAGAGAACUCGGUGGCUGACCCAUGCGCGCCCUUAUUUCUCCUUUUUUCAAUCUCAUAUGUAAAUUUGUGAAGAAUGAUUAAACAAUAUCUCUAGUAUUCAUGUUUUAUGUCGCAUUUUUCUUACACCAAGUUUUUUUUUUUGUUCACCAACACGAAGCUAAAAUAGUGUCAAGUGCGUUUUCAGUACGACAUAUAAGUUACUAGAAACAAUACCUCUCUUUCAAAUUCUAUUACAGUGGCGAACAGAUAAUAUUCUACUGGUGAAGAAGCGAUGUCUAGUUUUAGUAUUUAUAGUGUUCUGGAGAAGAAACGGAAACCGCAUCACCAACUCAUGAAAGAUUCAUCAGACCAUCUUUUAACGCUGAAACCGGUCUAUCUUAGAAAAGUUUCUUUUCUUUUGGUCUGAAAAAAAAAAAAUUAAAAAGAGAAUCAAUCGCGGAUCGUCACUGUGUAAAUGAGACCCGCGAACAGUGCAAGAAACACUCCAAAAUCGAUCCUUAUUUCAUGAUUUUUUUAAGGACCGAUUUUAGUGGUUUUUGUGGGGCCCUCAGCAUUCCUUAUGCCCUCAUGGUCCGUCUUUCGUAAACUUGGAUGUUGUUAGAGCAACCGCAACGGCGGUUUAUACUCAGUCCUUAGGUGUUAAUCCUUAACUAUUAACAAUAUAAUAACAUUAUUUACCUUAGAUAAGCUAAGGAUGAGUCCUAAUUAAAAUUGGUUAGUCCUUGUUGACGUGGCAGGGGAAUUGGUUCCUUCUCUUCACGGGUUUCGCGAUUUCAUCUCAUUUGGAGUGAAGACGGGAAAAAAAAUCAGAGAAGGCGAUAAGGCGAUAUUGGUGUCGACGGUAAAGAAGAUCAAUCGAAGGGUUCUCGUCGGUGAAAGAGGAUAUUCGAAGGGUUCUCGACGGUAUCGAAGGUUAAGGAAACAUGGGACGAUAUAGCUACAGCCAGCCUUCAUCAUCAGAGGAGUAUGAUAUAGAUAUAACAUCGCUUCUUCAAGCCGAAGCCGACCUCUACGGGGAAGGAAGUUGAGAGUAGCCACCAUAUAGUAGAGCCGGUUCAGUACCCUCCUCAACCUGAGUGUGAUGAUGGAAUCCCGAAGACCUGCUACUGUGGUGGGGAGCCUGUUGUUGCAGCAGCUCACACAAGCAAAGAUAUAGGGAGAAGGUACUUCACUUGUGAGAAUGCGGAUGACGGAGAGUGCCAUAUUUGGAAAUGGUGGGAUGUGGCCGUCACGGAGGAGUUGCGUGACUAUCAGAGACAACUGAGGGAGGUUAAGGAUCAAGCUAAUGACAUUGAUGAGAAGCUUGUUAAGUUAGAGAAGAGUGUGGGGGAGGACAUUGAUGAGAAGCUUGUUAAGUUAGAGAAGAGUGUGGGGGAGUUAGCUAAGAAGAAAUUUGGGAUUGCAAAUGGCUAUCCAUUGGUUGUUAGUGUGUUGGUUAGUGUAUUAUUUAUAAUAUGUAUGGUGGUCAUGAUGAAGUGGGCUGAGGAGAAAGACAACGUCCUAACAUCGAGCCUGGUAAGCUUCGUUCCUUCUGUUUCUGAAUUAUUAUUCAUAUUUUUGUAUAAACUUGUGACUCUGUUAUCUCAUGUGUCUUCAGGAGGAGCUUCAGAGGAUGAAAAAACCGAAUGUCUGACCUUUAGAAGGUAAUGCAGAAACAACUUCGAACUCGCUUUUCUUUGAGUAAUUAAAAUGUAUAGUUGUUGUGAUUGCAUACUAGUAAAUGUUUGUAUUUAGAAACAAAACGUAGAGUAGUUGUGUAAGUGUUUGUCUUUAUAAUAAAAACGUAGACUAGUAAAUGUUUGUCUUUAUAAUAUAAACGUAGACUAGUAAGUGUUUGUCUGUUAAAUGCUACUUAAGUGGUUUCUACCUUCCUAACUCCUCUGAGUUGAUAGGUUUAAAUGUAAGUGCAUUACUUUCUAUCUUCCUAACUCCUCUGAGUUGAUAGGUUUUAAAUGCAACUUAGAUAAAAAAAACUCUUACUUAAAGCUCUGUGAUGCUAGUAGAGUGACACAGAGCAACGUAAAGGCAUGGAUACCCCUGGUUUUGUGAACCUUCUCAAUAACCAAACUUCUUACAACCUAUAUUCACCCGAACCUGUUUGGUUUAGUACCGAGCAGUCUGUAGUCAUGGAUAACACCCCUGUUUCUGAUCCGCCAGCUUCCAAGGAGAGGAGAAAAUGGUCUCUUAAAGAGGAUAGAAUCCUCAUAAGCGCUUGGCUUAACACGAGUAUAGACGCUGUGGUCGGCAAUGAGCAGAAGGCUCCUCAUUUCUGGAAGAGAAUUGUAGAGUACUACAACUCAAGCUGUCAUCUGGUAGGGACAAUACCUAGAGAGCUUGGUCAGUGCAAGCAAAGGUGGGCUCGGAUUAACGAGCUAGUAUGCAAGUUUGUUGGUAGCUAUGAAGCGGUCUUGAGGGAGCAGAGGAGUGGGUAAAAUGAUGAUGAUUAAUAAAUAAAUAUUUCAAUUUAAGAUGUUUUAAUUUAUUUUAAAAAUGUUUAUAAUAUUUUCAAAUUUAUUAUUUUUUUAUUCUUAAGGAUUCCUAAUGGAUAACACUAUUGGACAUACUAAUUUGAUUAGAGUUUAACUAUUUAAAAAAAAAAUACUAUAAUAUACCUAAGGAUUCCAAUGGUGAGUACACCAUUGGAGAUGCUCUUAAGGGCUCCCUACCCGUCUUUGUCCAAGUAGAAAAGUCUAAACUCGUCCCCCAUAUUUUUUUAACAAGUUGGCUGCCGCUAUAAUAGAAUUUGAAAGGACCGAAGAGAAGAGGGAUUUCUUUGUUAUUUCACUCUCAGUUUGCAAUGUUUCAGAUUCCAUUUUCCGUUUGUAUACAAAAAGUUGAGAAAUUUGAACACGUCUCGGUGGAUCCAGUUGAAUCUUUUUUUCCAGAAAAAGUGUGUGAACACAGUAAUAUGGGCUUUCAAAUAGAGGGAAUGGGUCAAUAACGUCAUAGUUGGCCUAUUUCUGGCUCCAAUAUAUGAGUCUGUCAACACCUGGAUUGAUGACUCAAAAAUCUAGAAUUUUUUUCAAAAAACAAUGCAAAACUUUUUUUUUUUCCAAAAAAAAUGGUUUCAUUUUUUCGCAAGAAAUUCAAGCAUUGUAGAGGAAAUUCUCCCAGUGCGAAUUAAACACAAGUGGCGGAAAUUACAGUAGCAACCCCUUCAUCACUGAGCCAACUCGACGUUGGCACAAUACAAAGGUUUUAUGUUCAUUUUUUAUAAAAAAAAAAAAAAGCUAAGAGGGAUGAUCUCAAAGCUUUGAAUGCAAUUGGAAGCUUCGAAUAUGCUUUCGAAGAGAACGAAUCUAUAUCUUCAGGAAAGUGUGGUUUAUAUGCUUCAAUUACUUGUAAUCUUCAAAGUUAUAGUGCUUCCACGCUAGGUUUAGGAAGCGAGUUUACGGGGUAUAGAUCUAGGGGAAGGAUAUCUGGUGUUAUAUGUUGGAUCAGAGAACUAUUUUUAUCCUGUAUCAAUUAAUAACGAUCUUCCACAUUUUUUCUGUAUAGCAGAGUUUGAUUAUUUAGCCAAUCGUACGAGCUCAAAACGUUGUUAAAGUGUUGUUUUAGUUAGGUUAAACCCCGUUUGAUAUAUAUUAAUGCUGCUACACUCUUUUAAUUUGCAACGUAACCUUUGUUAUUAAGUUAUACCAUUACUACAAGAGGAGACUCUUCAUAACAUUAACACAACAUAAAUGUAUUCGUAGGCUGAACACACACAGACACAAAGCACACACACAAACACCAUCAUAGUAAUAGAUAUAAGAAUUGUUUUUUUUUUCAGGUUAAGGAAAAAAUCGGACCAGUAACCUUCGAUUCCCCAGCAGCAAGCAAUGCAAUAAUCUCGCUCUCCCUAGACUUACUUCUCUAUGAAAGAGCGUAGAUUAUUGCAAAGCCCAUCUUUCUCAAUAUGUUAAUUCAUAUAUAUUACACCUUCCAUCACUUUCCUUCGACCGUCGUCCUCUUCGUCUGUGGACACCAUAGCUUAUCUCUUAAA